CGGGUCCCCGCCCUUCCCCGGGAGCGGCGCUCCCCCUCGACCCUCCCCCGCGCUUAUCCGUUCCGCGGCUUCCCCUGGGUUUGGGGUUUUGCAACCGGCAGCUGGCUGUUUUAUUUUCCCCCACCCCUGUUUCUGUCUCUCCUUCUUCUUUUAGGUUGCUCCACCCCGGCCAGGAUCAGGCCAGGGGAACCGGCCUGACUGCGGCUGCCAACUCGCGCCGGGCGCGUCGGCGGACUCCCGGCGUGGAGUCCCGCGUCCCGCCUUCUCCCUGCGGGGCGCGCUCUCCCCGCUCCCCCUACAACCCUUCCCCACUUUUCCCCCUUUUGCAAUCACAUGGCAUUUUAAGAAUGCCGGAAAGAUGGCGGUAGCGGCGGCGGCGGCAGCGGCGGCGGGGCCGGCCGGCGGCGGAGGCGGCCGGGCGCAGCGGAGCGGGCUGCUGGAAGUUUUGGUGCGGGAUCGCUGGCACAAAGUUCUGGUGAACUUGAGCGAGGACGCCCUGGUUCUGAGCUGUGAGGAGGGCGCUGCGGCGUCCAACGGCCUCGGGACCGCCACCAAUGGCUCGUUCUGCAGGGGCGCCGGCGGCGCGCAGCCCCCGGACUCGCCCGCCGGGGUCCGCACCGCCUUCACCGACCUGCCCGAGCAGGUGCCCGAGUCCAUCUCGAACCAGAAGCGUGGCGUGAAGGUGCUGAAGCAGGAGCUGGGCGGGCUGGGCAUCAGCAUCAAGGGGGGCAAGGAGAACAAGAUGCCCAUCCUCAUCAGCAAGAUUUUCAAGGGGCUGGCGGCGGACCAGACCCAGGCCCUGUACGUGGGCGACGCCAUCCUGUCAGUGAACGGGGCCGACCUGCGGGACGCCACCCACGACGAGGCGGUGCAGGCGCUGAAGCGCGCUGGCAAGGAAGUGCUGCUGGAAGUGAAGUACAUGCGAGAAGCCACGCCCUACGUGAGGAAAGGCUCCCCGGUGUCCGAGAUCGGGUGGGAGACGCCUCCGCCUGAGUCCCCUCGGUUGGGGGGCAGCUCCUCCGACCCGCUGUCGUCGCAGUCCCUCUCCUUCCACAGAGACCGGAAGAGCAUCCCGCUCAAGAUGUGCUACGUCACGCGGAGCCUGGCCUUGGCCGACCCCGAGAACAGGCAGCUUGAAAUCCACUCUCCAGAUGCUAAGCACACGGUGGUCCUCAGGAGCAAGGACUCAGCCACCGCCCAGGCCUGGUUCAGUGCCAUCCAUUCCAACGUCAGUGACCUGCAGACCCGAGUGGUCGCCGAGGUCCGAGAGCAGCUGGGGAAGACGGGCAUUGCUGGGAGCCGAGAGAUCAGGCAUCUUGGCUGGCUUGCAGAAAAGGUGCCUGGGGACAGUGAGAAACAGUGGAAGCCAGCGCUGGUUGUACUGACGGACAAGGACCUGUUAAUUUAUGACAGCAUGCCACGGAGGAAGGAAGCCUGGUUCAGCCCAGUCCACACGUACCCUCUUCUUGCCACCAGGCUGGUCCAUUCAGGUCCAGGGAAAGGAUCGCCCCAGGCUGGCGUGGAUCUGUCCUUCGCAACACGAACUGGUACCCGGCAGGGGAUUGAAACACAUCUAUUCAGGGCUGAGAUCAGCAGGGACCUCUCACACUGGACAAGGAGCAUCGUACAGGGGUGCCACAACUCAGCUGAACUGACUACUGAAAUUACCGCAGCUUGCACCUACAAAAACCAGGAGUGCCGCUUGACCAUACAUUAUGACAAUGGAUUUUCUCUUACCACUGAACCACAGGAGGGUGCCUUUCCCAAGACAAUCAUACAGGCUCCUUAUGAAAAGCUGAAAAUGUCUUCAGAUGAUGGAAUCAGGAUGCUGUACUUAGAUUUUGGAGGCAAAGAUGGAGAGAUUCAACUGGACCUUCAUUCCUGCCCCAAGCCGAUUGUUUUCAUCAUCCAUUCCUUCCUGUCAGCUAAGAUUACAAGACUGGGUUUGGUGGCCUGAACAGAGAGGGGCGAAUUGCCUUUGAGAAGAAGAGGGCUGCGAUGCCACCAAAAAGUGACAUAAUGGACACCAUUUGCAGUGACGCACCAGAUGUAGCAUGCCACAGUCAGCUUUAGCUCCCAAGAGUCCUGUUUAACAGUAGCAGACUCCAAUUUCAGCAACUGUAAGGGCACCCUCAGAAAAUACCACCAGGGCUAUCAGAAUGAAACUGUCUUUUCAGAACAGGAAAAGGGUGAAGAGGCUGAUUGGAAACACACAGCGUAGCUUUUAAAUAAUGACAAUCAAGGUCAGGAACAUUAGAACAGCAUGUGAAGAUCCCAAUCAUAGCAGUUUCUAGGCAACUGGUUCACCCAGGUAAGCAAGGGCUGAAAAAGUGAUAAAUGGACAUUUUUUACCUCUUCCCGAUGAGUAACAGGGAUCCCUUGUUUUAUUGUGAUUUCCUGCUUCUAAUUGAGUUGACUUUCACCGGUAAGGAAAGAAAAGUACUUCACAUGGAAACCUACCUUUUAUUUAAGUAUGAAACAGCUGUCACGUUUUCUUAGUGAAUUAUCUUUCAGUGAUGUAGGAUGGUUCGGAAGUGUUCUUAUUAGCAUACGAUGAGGGGGAAUUCAUUAAGCAUCAGAUGCUGAUCUGAACUAUAAGCUGGUGGAUUCUGAGCCGAAGUAGACUGCUUAAAUUACAAAGCUUUGCUGAAGAGUGGUGUGUGUGAAAGAUGAUUAAUUCUGGGACAACUCUCACACCAAGGUUUGCUAUCUAUCUUAGAGCCAUGACUUAUAGCUUUAUUUAUGGAAAGCAAAUUAUGGAUAUUUUUAAAAAGAUUGCCAUCUGAGAGUGAUAUAUAUAUAUAUAAAAUAAUUCACAUGGGGUCAUUUAUCCCCGUUUUGUGGUUUUCAGUGAAAGUACUGAGCAAUUUACUGGCCCUUGUUUUUGCCUGUGCUUGUAUGCAUGCAUUUUCAAGCAAGUGAUAGAACGGCCUUAUUUUGAUUCUGGUUUAUGCUGAGUUUUACAUAGAGAGCCAAUGUUACAAUCAAACCCAUUGAUAGCAUCCACUGAACUUCUGGAAUUCCAGGGAAAUAAUAUAAUGACCUGAUAUUUUUCUACAAGAAUAUUUUCAGACAUCAUAUAGCAUAUUACUGCUUUAACAUUUUUGCUUUUAUAUUUCAAAACAAAUUCACCAAAAAAACAUAUUAUUUGAUUUUAAAGUCACUGUCCUCAAACCUAGAAAAUUAGCUGUAGAAUUUCUGUGUUUGUAUCCUUUUUCUCCCUGUAGUUUACAUAAACAAAUGUUCUGGGUUAGAUUUGUGUGUUUUUUUAGAACCAUAUUUUAGCAAAUACCUAUGCAAAGAGCUUUAAAAAGUGAAAUUGUUUUAAAAGAAUGUGAUUUUGUUCACUCAGAUAUAUGUGUUUAUUGAGUUUUACUUUAGAUCAGCAUUUUAUUUUAGAUCACUAUUUCCCUGAAGUACAUAUCAUGUAAUACCAGUUCCAAGAGGCAUUGAUUAAGCGAUGUUUUGGGGGGGAGGGUGCGAAAUAAGGGGGUUGGUAAUCAAAAAUGUUUGUUAAAUACUGAGUUUAAAAAUGUUAAACAGUUUCAUGAUUGCAGGCCUCCUCAAAGACUUUACUGCACAUUGCAAUUCUGCAAGGAGUGGGCGGGGCUGUGUGCCAUUCCUCAUGCUUUCCUACAGAACUCCUAACAGCAUCUUGUGAAGCUAGUGUUUAAAACACACACACACACACAAACACAAAACAAACAAACAAAAAAAUCACUUUGGAAAACACAGCUUUGGGACACUGAUUUUGUUUUGUUUCCUGUUUUCAAAUGCUGAAGAGUGAAGUCCCAGCCUGAAUGUUGUAGGAAAGCUUUGAUGCAUUUGUAAAUUAUACCACACUCUUUCAUUAUAUAUUUUCAAAAUCACUGGAAUGUUGUUAUACAAGAGAAUCAUACUUGUGUAUUGUAAAUAAUAUAUUAAAAUACAUCUAUUAAUGCCAGUAGUUUAAAUCGAUAUGUAAUCUAAGGUGCUCAGUACUACAUGAAGUGUGAAUGAAUUACUCAUAAUUAAGUUGCAAAGAUCCUAUUAUAUAUUUAUAGACAAAUUAAAAUAAUCAUAAUUACAAAUAUUUCUUCAUCACUUGAGUUUGGGACUGAUUAAUACCUGGGUAGGGUCAACAGAAACUACAUUCUCUGCAUUUAUAAAAGUUUAAUUUAAAUAUUUAUAUUUUAGAAAAAUAUAUUUGAAUAAAAUUAAUGCAUUUUCUGAAUUAAAAUGUGUAAUUAGCAAGAAAUAGAAAAUUUUACUAAGAGAAUUGUGUAUAUAAAUUUUUUUCUUUCCUCCAAGUCAAAGUGUACCAUAUCAGAGUGGUUAUAAUGAGUCAAUUUCAAAUACUCAUUUUUUUUUCUCAUUCUGAAUUCAUCAAGUUAUGACUUUACAUUGUAGAUUUUAAUCUUGUCUUGAUGUGUGUUAUGAAUGUUGUGAAUAACACAAACUCAUACAUCUGGGUACAGUUAAUGAAUGAGUUGAAUCAUUUUGGGGAAUUUCUGUCCAGUUUGCUCUGUGCUCAAUCUGUGUCUUAUCUGAAUUGAUGAUGAAUUAUUAAAUUCACCAUGUUUGUCCCUUUAAGGGCAAACUAAUACUUGAUGAAUGAUGGCUUAAUAGAUACUUUGUGGGAAGCUGCCCAUUUGUUAGUACAUGUGAUUAGGUGAGCCCUUUGGUGUGGUGACAUCUUUAAACCAUCCCAUAGGAAUUUAAAGGCCAUUAGAAAAUACAGAUACCAAUUUUUUUUUCUGACUUGAACCAAGUAGGAGAAACAAAACUAUAAACCCAUUAAAAAUACUCUGAGGCAUUUAAUUAAUUCUAACAAGUAAUGUACUAAAGUGCUGAAAAAUGCAUGUUCCUUUGUCCAAAAGUUUGUUGACCCUGCUUGGCUGAAGUCAGAAGGAAUGGUCUUAAUGGGCAGAAAGUUUCUCCUAAAAUUAAUGAGCAGGGCCUUUCUGGCCCUUGUUUUACAAAUAUUAGAUAUUCUAUUUUGAGGGUGUUGGAGUGGACUGGGGUGAGGGAGUAAUUUUUGAAAUGUACCUUGAGUUUAAAAAAAAUGUGCCUAUGUUUAUAGCACUAUGGAUAUCAUGUAAAAUUUAUAUAUGAAUUAAAUAAAUAUUCACCUCUGAA
Messenger RNA from Vicugna pacos (alpaca), 5118 nucleotides. RefSeq names its product syntrophin beta 1 (gene SNTB1). Gene Ontology annotation, cellular component: intracellular anatomical structure; dystrophin-associated glycoprotein complex; synapse. Lineage: Eukaryota; Metazoa; Chordata; Mammalia; Artiodactyla; Camelidae. Gene Ontology annotation, molecular function: structural molecule activity; protein binding. The record is from RefSeq and is a predicted model, not a curated record.